AUGGUUGCCGGAGCUUGGGCUAUAGCUGACGUGGCAUCGAUGGCUGGCGACACCGCACUUUCUGAUACCUGGCGAGCCUAUGGCAACGACCUUUACGAACGAAUGGAAGAGCAUCUCUACAGCCAAGAGCUCAACUACUGGAUUGACGUUGUUCAAGGGACGAAUCUGCGAUGCGAAGGCCGCGAGCUGAUUGGCAUGUAUCCGUAUCGGUUCGAUGUCGGUACCAACGACACCUACAUUCGUGGACUGGAGGCAGGCUUGACGCCAGAGCAUUUCUUGACCGAGUUCGGACCGACGACUCUCGAGCAGACAAAUCCAUACUACACCGCUUUCAAGAACUCCACCAAUUGUUGCGUCUGGAACGGGCAAAGCUGGCCCUUCUCGACCUCAGUGUACUUGCAGACGCUCGCACGUCUUGCCAGGGAAGGCUUGAGUGACGUUGCCACGUCUGAGUUCUUCAAUCAAGAGCUGGAAAAAUAUGUUCUCACCAACUACAAGGAUGGUGUACCGUACACAGCCGAGUCACACUUCCCAACUAUCAACAUGUGGUCUGGAGACACUUCGAAUCACUCAGAACACUACCUGCACUCUACGUACUUCGACAACAUCUUUACCAAUUUGCUAGGAGUUAUUCCGACGUUCGGCGACACGCUCGUGCUCAAGCCGCUUGUACCGAGCGACUGGACGCAUUUCGCGGUGGAGAACCUUCCAUAUCAUGGUACUCUGCUAAGCAUGGUGUGGGAUCAGGAUGGAACACACUACGGCGACUGCUCUGCAGGCUUCAGUAUCUAUUCCAACGGCACGAAGUUCCACCACCAGAUGGACUUCCAGGCGGUCAAUGUUACACUACCAUUCAAUACAGCCGAAGCCGCCCAGCGAUUAGCUCAACAACCGCAGUGGCAGAACAUCCUAGCUAACCCCAACUCACCCCACGGCCUUCCAGCAGUCACAGCCGACUGGAAUCUCAACGUCGAUGGCGACAACGCCCCCUAUCCAGCCUGGAAGAUGAACGACGGUCUGCUGUGGUAUGAUACGACGCCGGAUAAUCGCUGGACGCACAACCAAAGCACGGUGCCAUACAGCAGUAUCAACAUCACCCUCCCCCGGCCCCGGAAGAUGCGCAGUCUCAGCCUCGCCAUCUUCGCAGACCGCGAACGAGGCGGCGUCGUCGAUUGUCCGGACGGCAUCAAAGUCACAGACAGCAGAAAUCGAGUCGUGGUCUUCGAGAAGCCGUGGCGGGACUGCGUGCCCAACGCGCUGAACACUGUACUCUUCGCGGACCCGGCUACCGUUACUGCUGCCAACAAGAGCACGCCUGAAUCUGGCUUCGAGAUCGAGACGGACUUCCUGCAGGUCACGUUGAGCGAUAAACUGCACUACACCACUGCUGUCAGCGAGAUACAGAUCUGGAUCGCACCGAACCGCGGACCGCGGUAUGAGUUGGAAGACGGUCUUGUCGGGACAUUCAUCGGUGGCUUCGAAGGACGGGCGACUGGUAUGAACGGCACCAUUGAGCAUGGUGGCGUGACGCUGGGCGAGGGGGGAUGGGUCGAGAUUGCUGAUGUGCGGAGGUCGGACAGCCAGGCGGGUAGAUCGGGGUUGACGGUUACUGGUGGAGGGCGUGGGACUGUGGAGGUGGGUGUGAACUGGUUGCGGAAUCAUACCGUUUCGUUUGAUGGAGCGACCAACAAGACGGUGCAGGUUGAGCUGCUGAGGGGAGGGAAUGUGGUGACGGUGUUCCAGAAGAGGGGACGGCCGUUCGUGGAUGCUGUUACUGUGCAGUAG
Saxophila tyrrhenica is the source of this 1785-nucleotide messenger RNA. RefSeq lists its product as uncharacterized. The coding region runs from base 1 to 1785 and encodes 594 amino acids. Gene Ontology annotation, biological process: carbohydrate metabolic process. The transcript is spliced from 4 exons. Lineage: Eukaryota; Fungi; Ascomycota; Dothideomycetes; Mycosphaerellales; Extremaceae. The record is from RefSeq and is a predicted model, not a curated record.